Dunckerocampus dactyliophorus (ringed pipefish) is the source of this 2963-nucleotide messenger RNA. RefSeq names its product vasodilator stimulated phosphoprotein b (gene vaspb). The transcript has 14 exons. Gene Ontology annotation, biological process: positive regulation of actin filament polymerization; axon guidance; neural tube closure. Gene Ontology annotation, molecular function: SH3 domain binding; profilin binding. NCBI's taxonomy places the organism in Eukaryota, Metazoa, Chordata, Actinopteri, Syngnathiformes, Syngnathidae. The coding region runs from base 481 to 1749 and encodes 422 amino acids. The record is from RefSeq and is a predicted model, not a curated record.
GUUGUGGAUGACUCACGUUAACCAUGUGUUCAGUGGCCCAGGAAGUGGAUUGUAUGUUGCGGAUGACGCAUGCUAACCCAGUGUUCAGUGGCCCAGGAAGUGGAUUGUAUGUUGUGGAUGACUCACGUUAACCCUGCGUUCAGUGGCCCAGGAAGUGGAUUGUAUGUUGUGGAUGACUCACGUUAACCAUGUGUUCAGUGGCCCAGGAAGUGGAUUGUAUGUUGUGGAUGACUCACGUUAACCAUGUGUUCAGUGGCCCAGGAAGUGGAUUGUAUGUUGCGGAUGACGCAUGCUAACCCUGCGUUCAGUGGCCCAGGAAGUGGAUUGUAUGUUGUGGAUGUGUCAGCGUUAAUGUUGGAGAGGGGAUUCCAGCCUACACUCAUGACUCACCCACUGGAAGAGUUGUGUUGUGUCUGCAGCUUGAUGGCUCAGGUUUGCAUCUCACGGAGUUCUCUGUGCUUUGUUUAAAAGCCGGAAGCAAUGCCAGACUGCUCCCCCCGCCUGCUUUGUGAAUCGAGUAUCUGCCAGGCUCGGGCCACAGUGAUGAUCUACGAUGAUGGCAAUAAGAAGUGGCUGCCGGCAGGUGCUGGACCUCAGACCUUCAGCCGAGUGCAGAUCUACCACAACCCCUCCAACAACGCCUUCCGGAUUGUGGGACGCAAGAUGCAAACAGAUCAGCAGGUGGUGAUAAACUGUCCUAUUGUGAGAGGGUUGAAGUACAACCAGGCCACGCCUAAUUUCCACCAAUGGCGGGAUGCCCGACAGGUGUGGGGACUCAACUUUGGCAGCAAGGAGGACGCUGCGCUCUUUGCCAAUGGCAUGGCGCAUGCUCUGGAGGUGCUCAACUCCAUGGCAGAUGCAGGCUAUGCAACUCUUCCUCGGCCAGUCUCAAAUGGUCCAUCUGCUGAAGAGAUUGAGCAGCAGCGGAGGUUGGAGCAGCAGAGGCUGGAACAGCAAGAACGUGAGCGUCAGGAGAGAGAGAGAAUGGAGAGAGAGAGACAAGCUGCAGCAGUCUGUGUUCCUCCUGCUCCACCAUUAGCCCCUGGUGGCCUUGCUCCUCCACCGGCUCCUCCCCCUCCCCCUGGGCCUCCUUCAGGCACCGGCAUUCCUCCCCCUCCAGGACUCCCGCCAGCCGGACCCCCACCCGGAGGACCGCCACCAGCUCCACCCCUGCCCUCUGCUGGAGUCGGUGGGCUUGGUGGUGGUGGAGGAGGCGGGGGCUUGGCGGCUGCCCUGGCGGGAGCGAAGCUUCGCAAGACUUCUAAACAGGAGGACGGAUCCUCUGCAGCUCCAGCGGGCAGAGGAGACGCUAGCCGCAGUAGCAACUCCUCUAUCGGAGGAGGUGGUGACCUGAUGGGGGAGAUGAGUGCCAUCUUGGCCCGAAGGAGAAAAGCUGCAGACACUGGAGAGAAGCCACCCAUGAAGACACCAGACAAUGAUGACUCAGAACCGCAAGGUCAAAGUGACGUGCUGAGGAGACCGUGGGAGAAAUCAUCAUCAUCAUCAUCAUCAUCAACAAUGUCCAGGAAUAACUCCAUUCCCAAGAGCAUGGACUCUAUCUCCUCGUUGUCCCAAAGUUCCAGGGUGAAGCCUGCAAACAAUGGUAAUGACGCAAGCGGACAAGCGGACGAUUCAGACUUGGAGAAAAUGAAACAGGAAAUCCUCGAGGAGGUGCGGAAAGAACUUCAAAAAGUAAAGGACGAAAUCAUCAAAGCCUUGAUCCAGGAGCUGCAAAAGAGAAGCACAUAGUUGGAUGUGAUAGAUGGAGGCCUGGUGGGACCGUUGCUCCACUGCGCCCUUGAUAACGUAGCCCAGGGAUUUCUCAUUGUUGUCUUCUCUUUUUCUCUCUCUCUCUCUCUCUCUCUCUCUCUCUCUCUCUCUCUCUCUCUCUCUCUCUCUCUCAUACACACACACACACAAGCAUUGCUUUUGUGUCACCAUGCAUACAUGCUGUUCUUGUAAUGGUAACCCAGGGAAGCGCCUCCUCAGGACGCCAUGCCACUAAUUCAAAGACGGCUCGCCAAUCCCGCUUCUGUCUGCGUUUGUUCAUCCUAAUCCCAACGUGUCCUCUGUGGGAAUCAAUCACAGCCACGGCACCCGCUGUUGUCCUUUUCAUAUCAGGAGUCUAUUCUGCUACGUGUGGUGGUCGUGUUCAGGGCCACGUUUGUACUGUAACAGCAAAAUGCUGCUGGAAUGUUGGGCUCACAUCUGCUGCUUUAUUUCCAUGCGUGCGAAUUGGAAGAUAGAAAAGCAACCGUUAGGAUUAGAUUAGAGAACCCGGACUGCAGCACCAAUCCUUCACUGCUGCGGGAAGAAGAGCCGAGCCAAGUGGACGCCCAUGGAUGAGCACGGAUGAGUGUGAUGCUGGGAAAGAGGAGCAUGUGGCGUUUAUCAGAUGUCUUCUCUUUGCAUUGCACUUGUUGCAGAGUUACAGAGUUAGGCGGAGUUAGGCGUGAGCGUGUGCCACACCGCCCUGACAGACUCCACCCCCCUUCUGUUGAAAUGAAAUGUUUGUUGUUGGCCAGUGCAGCGGUCUUACUCUGUGCUUCUGCUGGUUCUUUGUCUUCAAUUCUUUGCUUUAUUUUCUACCUUUUCUGGAAAAACCCCAUGGCCAUGAAUAGGUCAAUGCAUUUGGCCAUGACCAAGUAACUGCCUUGAGAAUGAAUCUAUGAAUAUAUAUAUAUAUAUAUAUAUAUAUAUAUAUAUAAAAGGAUAAAUAUAUAUUUGUUUUGAGGGAAAGUGUUAAAAAAAUGAAAUGGUUUUUCUAUUUUAAUUAAAAUGACCGGUGAAUGGGGAUGUUUUGGUUCCAUUUCGAUGAUUGUUUUCUUAUGAGAUGUUAUUUUGGAUUUCUUUUUCUUGUAGAACCUAGCUAGGCUUUUUACACUGAAACAGAAAGAAACCAGUUUAGAGACACUGGAUUACAAAUGCCUUUCUAGUCCAAUACAGCUGCUUCUUCAAAUGCA